AUGGGCAUAGAGACCUCAUCACCAGAUGUCGAGGAAUCGACAGAGCCUCCAAACACUUCUUCCAUUCAUGAAGGGCCCGAGCAACGUCCGGGAUCAGCCCUAAAUAAAUCAACCUCCCAUCUAAGGCUAGACGAGGGGGAGAAAGUCUCGACUAGCUCAUACAAGGUCUUUUCCCAGGACUCCACAGUGCCUGUGACCCUUGAUGAGUUUAAGAAGCGUCAAGAAAUCUGUCAAUAUGCCCACACCUAUUCCAUUUCAGAGAUCUCCCUCGCCCUGGGAGCUGAUAUCCAGCAUGGACUCAGUAGUUCCGAAGCGACAUCUCGCCUUCAGCGGGAUGGACUUAACAAGGUUAAGGGAGCGGAGGGGGUUUCCUUGUGGAAAAUUCUGUUAAGACAAGUGUCCAACAGUCUGACUUUAGUACUCGUCAUAACCAUGGCACUGUCCUUUGGGAUCAAUGAUUAUAUAGAAGGAGCUGUAAUAGCAGCGGUCAUCCUUCUCAAUAUUGUUGUUGGUUUCGUCCAAGACUACCGUGCAGAAAAGACCAUACUUUCGCUGCAGGCCCUCUCUGCCCCAGUGUCUAAAGUCAUCCGGGAUGGUCGAAUAGAAUCCGUGAGGGCUGAGACCCUUGUGAUCGGUGAUGUCGUCCAGCUGGCAGUUGGUGAUAUGAUUCCGGCGGAUUUGAGACUGUUCAACGGAAUGAAUGCCUCCACUGACGAAGCCCACCUAACAGGCGAAUCGUUGCCUGUUUCCAAAACCCCAUAUGUCGUUUUCUCCCCUCGUGAAAUGGCUGUGGGAGAUCGUACGAAUAUGGCAUAUUCCGGGAGCACGAUGACCCAGGGUCGGGCUACUGGAAUCGUGAUCGCAACCGCCAUGCAAACUGAGGUAGGCAAGAUUGCACAGCUACUACGCCAGCAGGAGCCAGUUGUUGAGGGUUCAAAUGCUGGUCUUCGAACGUUGAAAAGGGCAAAGAGAACUAUAGUUCACAUCCUGGGCUUGGUAGGAACACCUCUUCAGGUGAAGCUCAGCAAGUUUGCUCUUUUGCUCUUCGCACUCGCUAUUACCUUGGCGAUUAUUGUUUUCUCCGCCAAUAAAUGGGACGUGCACGAUGAAGUAUUGAUUUACGGCAUUUGUGUUGCGGUUGCUGUUAUUCCAGAAUCCCUUAUCGCUGUCCUCACCAUAACUGUUGCCGUUGGUACAAAGGCAAUGGCAAAGGGGAACGUUAUUGUUAGAAAGCUACAAGCCCUUGAGGCUGUCGGGGGAGUCACGAACAUUUGCUCAGACAAGACCGGUACACUUACGCAAGGUCGAAUGACUGCGCGAAAGGCCUGGAUUCCUGGUACUGGAACUUUGACCGUCCACGAUACCACGAACCCAUUCGAUCCUAGGAGCGGAUUCGUACAAAUGGAUGGCGCAGAUAUUGAUGCUGAUAAGCUCAAGUGCGAUAACGUCUUCACCACAUUUCUCAACACCAUAGCGCUUUGCAAUCUGUCGACCAUCUACAAUUCUAGUGACAAGGUCUCCGUUGAUAACCUGUCCGCGACGGAUGCUGGAGAUAACUGGACUGCUAUUGGAGAACCCACGGAAAUUGCUCUUCACGUUCUUGCCCUGAGAUUCAACUCCGACAAACAGACCCUGCUCCAAGGUGGCCAACGAAAUCAGCUGGCAGAAUUUGCUUUCGAUUCAGCAAUAAAACGAAUGACCGUGAUUUACCAAAGCGCCAACUCUAAUUUUGCAGAUGCAUUUACUAAAGGUGCUGCCGAGUCAAUGGUACCUUUGUUAAACGUGUCUGAAGAAAUGAAAUCGGAAAUUUGCUAUGUCGUGGAUAACAUGGCUGGAGAAGGGCUUCGUGUACUGUGCGUGGCUCACAAGAUAAUUCCCGAAAACGAGUUUGAGCAGCUAUCUGAGCGACAAUUGACGGAGAAAGACCUAGAUUUUGUUGGACUUGUUGGGCUGUAUGACCCUCCGCGUGUAGAAACACCUGACGCAGUCAGGAAAUGUCAUACGGCCGGUAUUACCGUCCACAUGCUCACGGGUGAUCACAUCAAAACAGCCACAGCAAUCGCCUAUGAAGUCGGUAUCCUUGGGAGCAUUAUACCUUCUGCCCAGGCUAGUACUGUGGUCAUGGCUGCUGAGGAAUUUGACAAGCUUUCAGAUGCGGAUAUUGAUGCAAUUGAGGCGCUACCUCUUGUGAUAGCGAGAUGCAGCCCAACAACCAAGGUUCGCAUGGUGGAGGCGAUGCAUCGAAGAAACUCAUUCUGUGUCAUGACGGGUGACGGUGUAAAUGAUUCUCCAGCCCUUAAACACGCAAAUGUCGGUAUUGCUAUGGGAAAAUAUGGAAGCGAUGUGGCUAAAGAAGCUGCUGACAUGGUUCUUACUGAUGAUGAUUUUGCAUCUGUUGUGAAAGCUGUGGAAGAAGGACGCCGCUUAUUCGAUAACAUCCAGAAGUUCCUCAUGCAUUUGCUGAUCUCCAACAUUGCCCAAGUGAUACUACUCCUAUUAGCAUUGGCUUUCAAAGACGCAGAUGGGAACUCCGUCUUCCCUCUUGCCCCCAUAGAAAUCCUGUGGGUGAAUUUAAUCACUUCCUCAUUCCUCGCGUUGGGGUUGGGUCUAGAAAAAAGCCAACCAGAUAUUAUGUAUCGUCCCCCUCAUGACCUACGCGUUGGAGUCUUCACCCGCGAACUAAUCGUGGAUAAAAUGAUGUACGGCACAUUCAUGGGAUCUCUCUGCCUUCUGGCGUUCGUAACAGUCGCUUACGGCGCCGGAGGCUCCAACCUGGGAGACUCGUGCAACCAGGAAUGGAACGAGACAUGCGAAGUUGUUUUCCGCGCCCGUGCCACCACUUACGCAACAAUCACAUUCCUCCUCCUUGUCACUGCCUGGGAAGUCAAGCACUUCUCUCGCUCUCUAUUCAAUCUCGAUCCCGCCCGCUUCUCUGGCUCAUUUUCCAUCUUUCCUGCCCUGUGGCAAAACCGGUUCUUAUUCUGGGCCGUCAUAGCUGGUUCCGUCAUUGUGUUCCCAGUUGUGUAUAUACCUGUUGUGAACAAGUCGGUCUUCAAACAUUCGGCUAUCACAUGGGAAUGGGGUGUAGUGUUCGGAGCUGUCGUGAUAUACAUUGCAUUGGUAGAGAGCUGGAAGGCGAUCAAACGGGCAUUUGGCCUUGGGAGCGCCAGAACUAAGGUUCUGACGUUAGAAGAGGCAGAGAUAAGAGAAGGGAUGUUUCCAAGAGAAACGCCUGCAUUGUCAUCAAGAUGUGAGACUGUGGAAAAGUAA
Molecule: messenger RNA, 3270 nt
Organism: Paracoccidioides brasiliensis Pb18
Product: potassium/sodium efflux P-type ATPase, fungal-type
Exons: 5
Coding region: 1-3270 (1089 amino acids)
Biological process (GO): intracellular calcium ion homeostasis; calcium ion transmembrane transport
Cellular component (GO): plasma membrane
Molecular function (GO): ATP binding; ATP hydrolysis activity; P-type calcium transporter activity
Source: RefSeq, a predicted model, not a curated record